CUGCGCAGGAUCUGUCGUCUUCGCUCAAGGCCACGAACGAAAGCAGGCUGAAGACGCCCCUCAUUGCGUGGAUGGUCGACGCGCGGAUCGGGCCUCCUCAGCAUGCGUCUUCGUCCGUGGGGGCGCCGACUCCGGAGGUGCCCUGCCCUGGUGGUGCUGGUCGUCACGUCGUCGGCGCUCCUGCUCGUGCUGGCGCUGCACACCACGGUCGAGGACGACGACGACCCAGACGUGCGCCUCUGGAUCCGCAAGGACGCGCACCAGAAGGAGUACAUCAACCGCCGGGGCAUCCACGUCAUCGUCGGGCACUACAUGGGCAAGGGCCUGCCCUGGGAGGUCACCCCGAACCUCACCGAUGAGAUUCUCAAUGCCAACGACUUCGCCCCGGUGAAGAAUGCCGGGGAACGCGGGCAGCCCGUCGUGGCACUGCCGCACGAGGACGCUAGGAUGAAGCUGCUCUUCCACAUCAACAAAUUUAAUCUUCUAGUCAGCGACAAGAUAGCUCUCAACCGAUCUCUGCCCGAUGCCAGGAAACAGGGCUGCAAGAAGUUGAAGUACAACACGGAGGGCUAUCCAGAUACAAGCAUAAUCAUUGUCUUUCACAACGAAGCUUGGUCCACUCUGCUGAGGACCGUGCACUCGGCCAUCAAUCGCUCGCCGCGCCACCUCCUGCGAGAAAUACUGCUCGUGGAUGACGCUAGCGAACGAACCUUCCUGAAAGCACCACUCGAUGAGUAUGUUUCCAAGCUGCCUGUGCCAACUAAGGUAGUGAGGGCACACAACCGGACCGGACUCAUCAGGGCACGGCUGCUUGGGGCGGCACAGGCUAAGGGGAAAGUACUGACAUUCCUCGAUGCUCACUGCGAGUGUACCAGGGGCUGGCUAGAGCCCCUCCUAGCCAGGAUAGCAGAAGACAGGACGAGAGUUGUCUGUCCUGUCAUCGACAUCAUCAAUGAUGAAACCUUUGCCUACGUCCGGAGUUUCGAGAUGCACUGGGGAGCAUUUAACUGGGAGCUUCACUUCCGCUGGUUCCCCGUGGGAGAGAGAGAACACAAACGAAGAAGCGGGAAUGCAACUGCUCCUUUCAGAACCCCGGUGAUGGCUGGCGGCCUGUUCUCGAUAGACAGGGGCUACUUCUAUGAAAUGGGGGCCUACGACGACCAGAUGGAUAUCUGGGGAGGGGAGAACAUGGAGAUAUCGUUUAGGAUCUGGCAGUGCGGAGGUUCCGUCGAGGUGGUGCCGUGCUCCCACGUGGGUCACCUGUUCCGCCGUACGUCGCCUUACACAUUUCCGAACCCCGGAGGUGUCGGAAGCGUCCUUUUCUCAAAUCUGGCACGAGUCGCCGCCGUCUGGAUGGACGAGUGGGCUGCAUUCUACUUCAACAUGAACCGUGAUGUGAAGAAGAGGCACAUGCUGCAAGAUGUCACUGCCCGAAAGAAGCUUCGCGAAAAGCUUCAGUGCAAGAGUUUUAAGUGGUACCUCAAACACAUAUGGCCAGAGAAUUUUCUACCCAACGAUAACAGAUUCUUUGGCAAGGUGAGAAAUAAAAAGAGUGGGAAGUGCUUUGUGAGGCCAAGUUCCAAGAAUUAUCACCAGCCAGUGGGGAGAGUGGUCCUGGAGGAAUGUGCAUUAACAUACUAUGCAAUGCAGCACUUUGUUUUUACCGAGGAGGGAUUCAUCAAGACAGACGAGUCAAUCUGUCUAGACUCCCCAGAAUCAAAGGCAGACACCAAUGUUGUCAUGAUUGCUUGUAACGACCUCCAAAGACAAAAAUGGAGAUAUGACCCUAAGGCGCAGAUCAUUGUCCACAAGACCUCAAGGAUGUGCCUGGACCUUCCCAGUCGACGGGGACCUCAAGGUGUCACUCUGCAGCGCUGUCACGGUGGCAGCAGUCAAAGAUGGCUCAUGGAACCUGUAGACUGGAAAAAGCUUGCCUGACCUGCCACCCCUUUCUAUGUUUCCACACAACACACUGCUGCUGUCCAAAAAAGACAAAACAAAAAAACUGACAAUACAAUUGGUGUUAAUGAC
This is a messenger RNA of Ixodes scapularis (black-legged tick), 2031 nucleotides long. RefSeq names its product polypeptide N-acetylgalactosaminyltransferase 1. Gene Ontology annotation, cellular component: Golgi apparatus. The transcript is spliced from 11 exons. The record is from RefSeq and is a predicted model, not a curated record. The coding region runs from base 103 to 1938 and encodes 611 amino acids. NCBI's taxonomy places the organism in Eukaryota, Metazoa, Arthropoda, Arachnida, Ixodida, Ixodidae.